AUGGUUUGGUGGGGUGCAGGCGGAGAAUUGGGCAGGAGAACUCUGGGAGUGAAUGGUGACUGGUGCAUGGAUGGUGGUGGGCUGGAGAUGGGUGGCGGGAUGGCAUCUGAGAAUUCUCAGGAGUUGUGCUGGUGGCUAAGAAGGGGUAUCUACCUGUGUGGCCACUCAGCUGGGGGUCACCUAGCGGCCAUGAUGCUGGCUUGUGAGUUCGCUGAAGACGACGCCUUCGACAGCGAGAUGAUCAAAGGUGCGGCUCUAAUCAGUGGAGUGUAUGACCUCCGGCCUCUGACGAAAACAUACGUCAAUGACCCGCUGAAACUGAAUGAGGAGGAUGCGUGGCGGUUCAGUCCUGCCAACUUCAUCGCCGAGAUUGCUGGCCUCAGUCAGCAGCGCGACAUCCUCAUUGCUGUAGCAGAAUACGACCCACCAGAGUUCCGCAGACAAAGUGCUGAUUUGGAAAAAGAGCUGUCUGCCAGAAAGGUGAAGACGAGGUACAUGGAUGUCAGCGACACAGAUCAUUUUGAUGUCAUCGAAAAAUUGCAGAAGGAUUCUUACAGGCUCACAACGGAACUACUAAGACUAAUGAAGCUAUCAUAAGAGCUCAUGCUUUGUGAAGAUGGCUAACAACUGCUGCCACCCAUCCAGAUUCGCAUUGGUUUAUGACGCAGUUGAUGUUCUCAGUGCACCUCCCUGAUGAUUUAUAUGACCUGGC
Haliotis rubra (blacklip abalone) is the source of this 712-nucleotide messenger RNA. RefSeq names its product kynurenine formamidase-like. Gene Ontology annotation, molecular function: hydrolase activity. The transcript has 7 exons. Bases 1 to 597 code for a protein of 198 amino acids. Lineage: Eukaryota; Metazoa; Mollusca; Gastropoda; Lepetellida; Haliotidae. The record is from RefSeq and is a predicted model, not a curated record.